Messenger RNA from Xiphophorus maculatus (southern platyfish), 2471 nucleotides. RefSeq lists its product as uncharacterized. Bases 724 to 1353 code for a protein of 209 amino acids. NCBI's taxonomy places the organism in Eukaryota, Metazoa, Chordata, Actinopteri, Cyprinodontiformes, Poeciliidae. The transcript is spliced from 5 exons. The record is from RefSeq and is a predicted model, not a curated record.
UGAAAAAACUGUGAUCAGGGUUAAUUAAUAUUUACUAAAUAAAUAAGAGCAAACUAUACAUAAUAAAAAAGACUGUGUGCAGUUUGGAAUCUCACUGAGCUGAAUUAACCAAAUUUGAAUAUUUUUUUAAUUGCAUUUUACUCUGUUUUUAUUUAAAUAAAAUCAGCAGAAAAACAAUAAGUAGAAUUUAUUUAUUUUCAUUGGUAAAGUCAAAAGUGCAGAAAAUUGAUAAAUUUUACUCAUUUGGGAGGCCUUGAUUUUUCCGCCCAAGGCAUUUUCAUCACAGGAACAUCGAGUCUGCUUGGCAUUUCAUGGACUACCGUUUGCUUAAAGGUAAGACAUGUUUUAAUUGCUCUUAGUUAAACAAUUCAAGUGUCUGUAGCAGUUAAGCAUUGUCUUAGGUUACUGCAAAUUACCAAACAUGGCAACUUUACUGUACAGCAAGUCAAUUAAGUUAUAGUGUGAAGGAUUCGAAGUCAGUCUACGUCGUCUUUGAUUUGACUAAAUGCAUUGCAAUGAUUGAAAAAGUAGUCUCAAUGUCACAAUUUAAUGUGACUAACGUCAUACCGUUAUAUAGUGGCCGUAGAAUACAAGCUACUCUUUUAUUUAAUUGAGUUUUUUGGCCUCAGCCCAAGCUCCCCCUCCCCCACCUUAACAAGCUAGCUAGCAUGUUUGGCACCAUAAUGGAGGAACAGACGUUGUUUUCAACGGGAUGUGUAAGGGAUGUUUUUUUUAAGCCAAUCACCCAGUAUAGAGGACAUCAAAGCCAGAUGGCCCGCUCUAUUUGAGACAUCUCACAUCCAGGAUGAGUUUCACAGAAUCACAAUGGUGCAUCUUGAAUCAAAGUUCAUGUCCAAACUGGAUGAAUAUACUCCUCGACUUCUGAACCUCUUCCACUCCAAGGGCGGAAACAUGGGGUUGAGAUUACAGGCUGUCCUACUCAAGACUCCAAGCAAUCCUGACAUCAACAUGACCAGAGAUGUUAUCAUUCGAUGUUUGAUGCUGUACCUUGGGGAAUCUACAGAUCAACUCUUAAAAGAGUACGAUGAUGCUGAUGAAGACAGUGUGUCACAGGACCUUGCUGUUCAAAGCCUGAAGAUCUACAACGUCAAAGCUAACAUGUCAGAGGAUCCAGACAUCGGUAUCAUGGUGGACGGCGUGAAAAUUCUAACUGCUCUGGGUGACUUUCCAAGGGCUUGCUCCCUGCUUGUUGGGUUGGCGUAUGCUGUGAAUCUUGCUUAUCCAAAGGAGCUCAGAUACACGUUUGAAGUGUUUCAGAAACUUCUCCUCGGGCUGGAUUGUUCAAAGCUCUCCCCAAAAGUGAACAGCCUCAGGAAUAAACUACUGGCUUAAGAAAACGGACCCUUGCUAAACAAAAGGGAAUAGACAAGUCACUGUGAAAACCAACACGCAAAACUUUGUGAAAUGCUCUGUGAAGUUAGUUAAAAUUAGGGUAAUUUUCAGUUCAGUGGAUUUCUGCAUGUGUAUUUUUUCUUGCAGUACAUUACAGUUAACCACCCUUUCUAAGGACUGACCCCUUGUUCUCAUAUGUGGUAGUGCGGCCUGUUGUAUGGCUUUGGAUCUGUUCAGGUCUGUCACAUGAACCCUUGUCCCUUUUAUACAGCAUAGAGCAUCCACUAUUGCCUUUUUGGAGAGUCCAUGCAGGCUUCACCACUGAAGGGUGAUGAUCUGCAGACUGCAAAACUUUGUUGUGUUUCACUUGCACUUUAUAUAAUAUGUUUUUGUUCAGUUCUGUCUUUCAACUUAUUUUUCGAAAAGGAAAGUAAGUGUCACAGAGCCAAGGGCCCCAACACAGUGACAAGAUGUAGCAUAAACAUACAAAAAAAGAAAAUGGAAGUUUUUAUGCCUCAAAGGUCUCGCACAUCUCUCACAUCUUGUCAUGUGUUUUCCCCAGGUAAGUUUUAUGUGCAUACUUGUUUUGUGCUCUGCAUGCCUCUUAAACAUAAAGUGAACUCUUAUGUGAUUGAUAAAUUGUUGAAGCAAGCUUAACUGGUCCAAGUUGGUUGUUGUUGAUGUGAUGGUUCUAAAAAAUCAUGUUAACUAUACUUUGAGCAGAGUGGCACUAUGUUUUUGACUUGAUACUGAUAUAUAUUGCCCCUUCUCUGUUUUAUUGUUGUAUUUUGGAAUUUUGCAUUUGUUGGGUGCUGGAUAAACACGUUUUAUAAAGUUGCACAAAUAAAUGCUGCUGCUGUUUUAUGCAUUGUAAUUUGUUGUUUUUUGAUGCCACUCAAGUUUGGUCAGGAUAUUGGGUAAAUUAGACACAGAAAAAUUAUGGCAACAAAGUGACAUUCAAUAUUAUUGAAUAGAUUUAAAGUCCUAUGAUACAAAUAAAAACUUAAAAUUUAUCAAUUAUUUUAGCUACAGAUAAAUAAGAACAACAGUGUUAAUGUGUUGAAUUAAGCAAUAAUGUGCUACAAUAUGAGUUGAUAUCAUUUAUAUUAUUUACUAAA